CGACCCAGGGUCAGCACCAUUCCAGUUAGAAAGCCUUCGUUCAGCGUAUAGGCUUUUUUGCCUUCCGGAAUCUCCAUGCUUUUUCACCCGACUCCCGUUCGACUCCCUCUUGUACGAACUGGCAGCCCACGGCAUACUACACAAGACUUCAUGUGGACAAGACCACCUUUACCUGAACUUGCUCGUUGAGCAUUUUCUGUCCGGCAUGUGUUCGUCGCUCAAUGGACCUUCAUGUCGGUCGUACGUUCAGGCACGUCAUACUGGCCGUGUUCGGGCGCCUGCAUUCUUUCUGUCCGUUUUGCGGUACACCAAUCUGUUGACCGUUUUGCCUUCGUCCACGCUAUUACCUUUUUGGCGCUUCUUGGCACCGUCCACGCGCGAGAACAAACGGGAACGCGCAAUCGACGGUUUGGCACAGCAGUUGAUGCUUGUUCGUUAUCUUUCGUACAAGGGACCAGUCACCUACAUGGCGGCCGUUUUUGAUAGUCACUUUGAGACGUUGCCUAGGAAGGGUCUUCUUAGAAUGGCGGAUGCGCACGGUCUCUCAGCACGUAGUGCCCAUUUGACGCUUGAUGAUUUGAGGGAUACCCUCAGCGACCACAUUUUUGGUGGCGGUUGCGCCGCAUGGCUAUCUCAUUCUAUCGCUAACAUACCUGUGGGCUGUUUGGACUGUUUACAGGAGUUUGUUUUUUCUGAUAAGGUUAGGAGUCGAAACAGGUGGUCAUCAUCAUCAUCAUCAUCAUUACACGGCACGAGUUCUGGUUCGGACCUUGCAGUUGUCGUAGUUAACAAUACGAAUGGUACACGUCGAUCUUUCGGUGCAAGCCUCUAUAUAUUCGCACGCGUCUUCAAGUGAAUGUCCUGCUCUCUCUCUCUCUUUGUACGCUAUGUUGAAUGUCGUUUCUUCGGAGGGUGGACCUGUCCAUUCUUGCUUCACCCAGCAUGAUUCGUCUUUUGUGUCCACGAGUUGGCUACGUCAGCGUGGUUUGCUUGAUAACGUGCAGCACAAUCUGCUAUUGCAGUGAUAGUAUUGGCCCUGCGGGAUCGUUCGUCUUUCUAAUGCCCUUCGAGCCUGUCGAACUCUCUUCUUUCGAUGUAUCUCUCGGCAGGGAUGUGUUCACUUAUUACAAUGAGGUACUUGCUUCUACGGGUGUGACUAUUGGUACGUGUAUAUUGUUGAUUUUUGUUCAACUUAGGACUAACCAGCAUUUAUUAGAUUCGGAACAACGUGCUGACGAUAUGGACGUGGAUGUUACAUCACCUUUUAUUAGCCCGAAUGAUGACCCCGGCGAGGU
Messenger RNA from Desarmillaria tabescens, 1295 nucleotides. RefSeq lists its product as uncharacterized. The record is from RefSeq and is a predicted model, not a curated record. Bases 206 to 856 code for a protein of 216 amino acids. NCBI's taxonomy places the organism in Eukaryota, Fungi, Basidiomycota, Agaricomycetes, Agaricales, Physalacriaceae. The transcript has a single exon.